AUGUGGGCCAGGACGAUCCUCCGGUUCUGUAGUAGCAAGCAGCCGGGCGCGGUGGCGCCUGCCGCCGUCGGCUCGUCGUGGAUGACGGCUGCUGCGUGGGCCAGCUUAGGCAGUGAGUUCGCUGGCGUGAGCGAGGAGAAGUUCCUCCGGCCGAGCCCUGACGGGUUCUUGACGCCGCGUGCCACGACGGACGUGGUUGCGGCGGAGCAGCUGCUGGAGUCGAUGGUCGCGGAGAACGCGCAGCGGUACGAGGGCAUUGACGUGCGCGACCCCUCCUCGAUGGCGGUGUACGAGGGGGAGCGGCCGCGGUGGAUGACGCUGGGCAGCCAGGUGCGUGCCGUCUCCGAGUUCAUCUCUGGGCACUUGUGCCACCACAUCUCCCUCCCCGAGUGGAGGGCGCUCUUUGACCUGCAGUACGCCGAGAUGGACCUGACCUACUGGCUCUACGUGCUGCAUGUCCACAUGGUGAGCCGACGUGCCACCAGCAUUCCCAUUGAAAGCUUUAACCGCCGCCGCGAGGUGCUGGAGGAGGUGCUGCUCACCAUGUUUGAGAGCUGGGCCUCGACCUCGGAGGACGUCAUGGGCCGCCCCCCGCUAAACAAAAUUCGUUUUUACAUCAAAGACAUGUACUACGUCACGGCGGUGAACUUUGAGGAGGCCCUCCUGCACGACGGCGCAGGCGCUGACCUGAUGCUUUUAGGAUUUUUAAUGAAGUUUUGUCCGCUGCCGCGGCCAGAGGACGUGCCGCUCUACACGUACUACUCGCUGGUGCACUACGUCCGCUUUCACACCGCCCUGCUCGACCGCAUCCCCGACGAGCUCAUCGCGAAGGGGAACUUCAACUUUCUGUCGCCCACGGACCCCCGCAUCUUUGAGCGCUACGACGACGUCGCGCUUGACCGCGUCAUCCGCUCGUGGGUCGCAGACGGCGCGGGCGAGCCCGGCGAGGGGCCCGAGGCGAACUGA
Molecule: messenger RNA, 966 nt
Organism: Trypanosoma conorhini
Lineage: Eukaryota; Euglenozoa; Kinetoplastea; Trypanosomatida; Trypanosomatidae
Exons: 1
Coding region: 1-966 (321 amino acids)
Source: RefSeq, a predicted model, not a curated record